Molecule: messenger RNA, 847 nt
Organism: Cheilinus undulatus (humphead wrasse)
Lineage: Eukaryota; Metazoa; Chordata; Actinopteri; Labriformes; Labridae
Gene: c4h22orf23
Product: chromosome 4 C22orf23 homolog
Exons: 7
Coding region: 82-726 (214 amino acids)
Source: RefSeq, a predicted model, not a curated record
AUAGCAACAGACCGACACAGAAGUUGGAUGACCUGAAGCGUCGUUCACAAGGAAUUUACGGCGAAUAAAAGAGGUUUACCUAUGGAGGCCUCUUCACAAAGAAAGGUUGGUGGGGGAUUGUGGAAUAAUCCCAAAGCCACCCAAUACAGCAAAGAGACCCAGGAUAUGCUGAGAUUAAUGGUGCAGGAAUCAAGGCUCAACAACCUGCAGACGAAUAAAAUCAACAAGUGCCUCCAGAAUGGAGCAUCGCUACCUUUAACUUCUGACCCUACAUGGUCUACAUCCCCUUCACAGCCUAAAUCAUAUAUAUCUGUCAAGACAUCGUUCCCAGGCAAGCCCCAGAGGCGAAUGGCUGAAGCUUGUCGUUCUGGGAACAGCUACGCAAGAGAAAAGUUCCGCCCUGGUCCUACAAGAGAUUUAGAAAAAGAGAAGAAGAGGCUUCAAGAUAUUUUUGCAGCAGAAGAACCAAAAGCAGCAUUAACACAAAAAGUUCCUGCAUAUGAGAACCCAGAAGAGAUAGACCGCUAUCAAGAAGUGCUGGAUGAGAUUAAUGAGAGGAGGCAGUUUCUGGAAGAUAUGACUUCUCUGGGCAAGGAGAAGCAGUACAUUAACAUCAUCAGUACUGAGAUAUCACAGAAAAUACGGGAACUGGAAGUGCUGGAGAAGGCACAAAGUACUGAGAAAGAUGCAAUGAAUUCUGAGAGGAAAGAAAACGCUGCAGAAUAAAAAAAGCAUGCACUUGAAGAAGACUUGUUCAGACACACUGCAGGAGACUGGAGAUUUUGAACUUUGAAAUUUGGUCAACAAUACAACUCCAAUGGGGUGUUGACUUGUGGUACUGGAUGCU